Molecule: messenger RNA, 3444 nt
Organism: Uloborus diversus
Lineage: Eukaryota; Metazoa; Arthropoda; Arachnida; Araneae; Uloboridae
Biological process (GO): Rho protein signal transduction
Molecular function (GO): guanyl-nucleotide exchange factor activity
Source: RefSeq, a predicted model, not a curated record
AUGUACGAGAGGCCUGGUAAAUUGCCAGAAUCAUCUAGCUUUGGCAGCAACCCCACGAACGAAAACGAGCCCUCCGCCAUGAGCACCCCGAAGUCUCCGAACCAAUUCGCCCUCAGGACGAAGUCACUACGGGAGCGUUUCGGCUCCAAGCGGAGUUAUUCGGAAAAUUUCGUGGAGCCCACCGUGCCACCAACGUCGCCAGGUAGAGAGAGCUGCCGCAGCGUUCGACCCUCUCUGCCGAUCAUCGGCAUUCCGAGUGCAGACGACCCUAGGAACAGCAACAAUCCCUACCUCCAGAUGCAGCAACACCUUCAAGAGCAACAGCAACACCAAAGACAGCAACAAGUCAACGUGCUCAGCGAGCAUUACAACCCCUUCGCAGUACUACCUGAGGAGACGUAUUGCAGUGCACUGGACGUCAACAGUCAAGCAGGUGAUCUCAGGUUCCCAUGGCAACGGGAUGCAGCUGUUCAGUGCGAUCUGUCUCCUGAUGGCGAAGGAUACAGGUUUACUCGUAGGGACAGCUUCUUUAUGAUGGCCAAGGACGCUGCGGAGUUGCAGGAAAAAAAAGCUUUUGCAUCUCCUCCGGGAUUAAAAGUUCCAACUGCUGCUAUUGUACCACCCCUAUCAUCCAAGGAAGAUACUUCAGGGCAGUACAUGACAGAGAGAUUCAAGGAGGCGUACUGGCACAACCUGUCCAUCUGUAACGAAGAAGACGAGACUGUCAUCCAUCCACCCAUUGAGGUGAAAGUGGAACCGGCUCGCGAGAAGAAGAAGAAAAAGACGUCCAUGCUGCAAAGGGCGCUUUCUGAGCGGACGCGUUCGCGUCGUCUCACGUACCAGACUUCGACGGAAGAGUCCAGGACUGGACUAGGAACCGAAAAGUAUCCUUACCUCGAGACAGAGCAGCAGAGCAAGCGGCCCUCUGAGACACCAAAGGUGCCCACGAUGACUUUUAGUAGUGCACCAAAUUCGAGGACCGAAACGCCACCUAGUGACGCUUCUCCGCAAACACCUCCUGCUGCGCCAAACUCGUCACCAUCUCGGCGCAACAGCGAGCGCCGAAAACGGGGCUUUGUACGAAAAAAUACUCAAUCGGCACCUGAUUCUUUCGAUAACGAUGACGAUUGUUCGUAUGGAGCAAGUGAAGGAAAUCCCGAAGAACAGAGGCCGCAAGCAGCCGCAGUUCAAAUUGGAUACUUCAAUUUCGAUAGCAUGCAGAGGUUGUUGGAUCUAUCCAUCACAGCUAAACCAGAAAAGCCAAACUUCCUACUCACACCUGGAGGUCUAACUGUUGGCAAGGAUAAAACGGGUGCUUAUAUGACCCUGCCGUCUCCCAAUGUGCAAACUGCGGAUGAACAAGACGGCGCCCAAAACGUCUUCAAAAAACUCUCCUCUCAAGAAGAAGAGGAGAGCGAGGUCGAAGAUGCUGCCCAUGCACCACCCGCCUCCGUGCUGCACAGAAGACGAGCUCUGGUACCUCCAAAGAUGCUGACCGACGAUUAUGAAAGUACAACGGAUGACGGAGACCUGCUUUCUCCAGACGGUACAUCUCCAACAUCUGCAGAAGAUGGUUCCAAAAAAGGACGACGUAGUUCCAUAGUCGUAAUCCCUCCCAUGCAGAUCUGCCCGGGAGAUUUGCUAGUGUACAGCAAAGUACUGAGUCAAAGAAAUACAUUGUUGGACUCAUCACGAAAAGGCAAGAACACGUGGUCAAUCUUGCGAUUGUUCGAUCGUUCCGGUAGAGGAAAAAAUGAAUCUAUAUGUGGACUAGAAGAAGUUCUCAGUAACCUUCGACCAUCGGAGUUCAUAGACGAACACCUCGCUAAAUACAAGGGCAUGCUCUGGUCAGAGUUCGUCUCUCUCUGGGAAGGUCGCACUCGCAAAGAUUCCAAAGCACUGCUACGAAAAAAUUCCAAGCGACUGCAUCCUGAAAGAAAAGCCACCCUGACUCGCACCAUUUCCCGCAUCAUGAGUCCAACGGAAGAUAGUACGGGGGAAGGUUUGGUCUUCAGUUUUGUUAAAGCCCAAAGAGAAAGCCCCGGUACUGAAGAUGCGGAAGCCGACCACAGCAACAGCAAUCACGUGGGUCAGCCUGUGACGUCUUCAGAGGGUUUCUCAACUUUAGACGAAAUAGAGCACCAAAUCCAAAACCUGGGUACUCUGACUCGGUCUCGAAAUGAACAGAAGCGAAGAGAAGCUCUCUGGGAUUUAUUCCAAAGCGAAUGCAUGUUCCUUUACGACCACCUUAUGGUACUCAGAAAUGUUUUUAUGGAGCCUCUUAAGAAAAUCCAGGUGGAAGGUUUCGCCAUGUUUGCUGAACCUGAAGUCCUCUUCGGAAAUCUUGACGAACUCUGCUGCGUGACAUAUGCCUUUUGUAAAGAAUUCUUGAGCUUAAUUCUGCAGAAAAUGUCUGGUGAUGAAAUCGACACCACAGAAGUCCUUGUAAAAUUGUUCCAAAAGAGUGCCAAAGCCAAUGCUUUAACUCAAGCUUAUCACAGAUACACUUUAAAUUAUAUUAAUGCACUAAACUACUUAGAAACGUUACGGAGGCAAGUUGAAUUUAAUGAAUUUGAAAAGUGGUGUUCUCGUGAUUCCCGUUGUAAAAAGCUUCAGUUGACAGAUCUUCUUGUGUCACCUGUUCAACAUGUGAUGAGAGUUCCCCUCAUUUUAAAGGAAAUUGAAAUGCGCACAGAAGACACUAGUGAAAAAAAGCAAAUAUCAAGCAUUAUUGAAGCUGAAGAGAAUUCUCUCCGGGAGUUAGAUGAUAAAAUGAAGUGGUUGAAGAAUUUUGAAAGGCUGCUUGAGAUUCAAAGAAGUAUAGUUUGGCCUUCUGUCAAUGAACUUGACCCAAAAGCCUUCAUUCCAGAUUUUUUAAAACAACCUCUUGCUAAGCAACCCUGUGAAAGGUUAAUUGUUAGUCCUCGUCGUCAAAUCGUCUUGGAAGGAGCUCUUCAGCUUUUAGAUAGUGGAAAACCUUCUGAAGCUUUUGUAUUGUUAUUUGAUGACAUGCUGCUUAUAACGAGGCGUAAAAAAGGGCUUCACAAAAAAAAGUCAUCUAUUACUGAAAAUUGGGCUUCAACUUGCAACAAAAAUGCCUCUUCUCAUGAAGCAGGAUACAAGUAUAUAGUUUAUAAGCAACCCCUUUCUUUAGACAGGUUUUUUAUACAUGAUGUUAGCACUCAGGAUGGAACAGCUAACAACUUGAAAAAUGCUUUCGUUUUGGUGUGCUUAAAUAGAUUUCAGCAAAUAGUCACUGUACAUACAUUCCAAGCACCUAGUGAAUCAGUUAAGAAUCUUUGGGUGACAAAAUUAAGGGACACAAUGGACCGAUGGAAACGGACACUUCAAAAUACAGUAUUCCGAAAUCAAAGAACAGCUUCCAAUACUUCGACAACAACGGCGCUUGUGCAAGCUCCUAGCCUGUUGACAACCGUGAAGUAG